CUGUCCUGUCCCUCCGGGCAGAUCGGGGUGUCGCGGGGUCGCCUCAUCGGGGGAGGGCACGGUCAGGCGGGAAGGGGGAUCCGGGAGGCCCCGGAGUGUGGCGGGACCCCCCAGGCGGGCUGGGACAUCUCCCGGGGAGAUGAGCAUCGCCACCGGGCUGACGGGCACCGCUCCGCGGGUGAGGGUGGCCACGCUCGGGGCAUCUCCUGGGGUGAUGGGCAGCGCUUCCCGGCGACGGCAUCGCUCCGCGGGCGAUGGUGGCCGUGCUCGGGGCACCCUCCCCGGUGGCGGCGGGUCACGCUUCAGGGCAUUCCCCUCCGGGGGCUGGUGACCGCGCUCGGGCAUCUCCCGCUGGGGAUUAGGGACUGCGCUGUGGGCAUCAUCCCCACGGGCUCCAGGGGUCCUGCCCGGGCACUCUCGGUGCACCCUCCGGGGGUUUGCGGUGCCGGGGAUGAGCUCGGUGCUCGUGCUUGGUGCACCGUCUUAGAGUACUGGGGGACUUGUUCCCUCCCUGCACACCCACCCGUGUGAUUCCCGCACCGGGGACCAGCAUCAACAGCGCCUUCUCCACAUCAGCGGGGCCGGGGGUGUUCAGGUGUCCCAGGAGCAGCACCUGCUUCUGCAGCCCUUCCAGAACAUGCCUCGCACGCAGCAACCCUCCGGCUGGCAGCGCUGGCUGCUGAUCAGGCCGUGCCGCCGCCGCCGUGCCCCGCGAUGCUGCAGUGCAAACACGCGCAGGAGUUCAGCUUCGGGCCCCGCGCUCUGAAGGACGCUCUCAUCUCCACCGACCCCGCGCUGCAGGAGCUCUACGCCAAGGCCUUCUCCAGGGCGGAGAAGCUGUUCCUGUCCGAGGCCUACAACCCCCAGCGCACGCUGUUCUGCACGCUGCUCAUCCGCACGGCCUUCGACUGGCUGCUCAGCCACCCCGAUGCCCCCGAGGACUUCGAGACCUUCUACCACGCCAUGCUGAGGAGGAAGCAAAACUUCUGUCGAAAGCACAUUUACCUGCAGCCUAUAGAUUUGAUCGAAGGCCCUGCUGGGCUCUCACUGCUGGAUUCCCUGCAGAGCUGUGUGGAGUCUUUCUUCCUGGGCCUGCGUGUGAAGUGCCUUCCCUCCAUCCCAGUCUCCUCCAUCCACUGCUGCUUCCGCCACAGCCGGGACUCAGACAGGGUGCAGCUCCAUGCAGAUGGGAUCCUGAAUUUCCUGAAGAACAACAAACCCAUGGAUGCUCUAUGUGUCCUUGGACUUACCCUGCUGGACCUUUACCCAUGUGAGACCUGGAGCUUCACAUUCAGCAAAUUCCUGCCAGGACAAGAAGUGGGAGUCUGCAGCUUUGCCAGGUUUUCUGGGGAUUUCCCCCAGGCUGGUUGUAGCAGCCUGAACCCACCCACGCAGAAGGAAGAGCUCUGUGAAGUCAGCAAGGAGGGCAGAGACCGGACCUUGCAGUUCAGUGCCCAGGAGAUGGUCCAGUGCUGUAAGGUGACCUGCCACGAGAUCUGCCACCUGAUGGGGCUGGGGACGUGCCGCUGGCUGCAGUGCAUCAUGCAGGGCGCCCUGAGCCUGGACGAGGCGCUGCUGCGGCCCCUGGAGCCCUGCCCCAUCUGCCUGAGGAAGCUGCAGCACGUCGUGGGCUUCAAACUCAUCGAGCGCUACAGGAAGCUCUAUGCUUGGACACAGACCGUGCUGUCCACGUGGCCAAGGCAGGAGUCAGCAGAGCUGUCUGCCUCCGAGGACAUCCUCCCGUUCAGCUCCGACUCUGGGAUGUGCUGCGAGAACGACUCCGAGGCCGUGACCUCGCUGUCCGAGCCGCUGACCCCCGACACCUGCAGCCAGGGCCUGUCCCUGGGGCCAGAGCUGGAGCAGGACGAGCAGCCGAGCUCCCUGCAGGAGGGGCAGGGCCAGCCCCGGCCCCCCGGGCACACCAAGGCCACGGACACCAUCAAGGAUUACGAGCUGUGGCUGGAGAUGUGCAUUGCUGCCCUGGAGAGGAACGUCUCUGAGGAGGAACUGGCUCAAGUGGACAAGAGCGUGGAUGCCUUGGCUAAAUGGGAAAUGUUUACAGGCCAGCUGCCUGCUAUGAGGAAGGACCUGCCCUUUGCUAGGGACAGCACUGGGCUACGCAAAGUUCUUGGAGACAAAUUUUCCUCCUUGAGGAGGAAGCUGAGCUCCAGAAAACUGUCCAAAGGGGAAUCGUCCCCUCAUCGCUGGCGCUGGGAGGACAAUUAGGCUGGGGCAGCCUUGGGCCAGCUUUCCUCACCCCAGGCUGUUGCUGUCUCAGAGAAACAGCAACUCCCCCCAGGAAUAAAAGGUGUUUUUGUUUUCUGAUAUUGCUAA
Messenger RNA from Serinus canaria (Common canary), 2334 nucleotides. RefSeq names its product archaelysin family metallopeptidase 1 (gene AMZ1). Bases 715 to 2226 code for a protein of 503 amino acids. Gene Ontology annotation, biological process: proteolysis. Gene Ontology annotation, molecular function: metallopeptidase activity. The record is from RefSeq and is a predicted model, not a curated record. NCBI's taxonomy places the organism in Eukaryota, Metazoa, Chordata, Aves, Passeriformes, Fringillidae. The transcript is spliced from 7 exons.